AACAAUGCAAGAGCAGAACCUAAGGACAUAUAUAAUGGUAAUAAUAAGUUAGUGUCCAUGAGUGCGGUCUCUCACAAUCCUACAAAACCUUUAGAUGACCAGGUUUGGAGCUCCAGCAGUACAAACAAGGCAUCAGAUAAACAGCAGCCUAUGAGGUCUCUAAAUAUGAACAAUGUAUCAAAUGAGCAGCAUAACAAAGAUAAGGAUCUACUGCUGGCCAACUUAGGAAAAACCAUGAAGAAACAUGCAGCCCAUAAUGUUUCUAGACAUGCCCCCAGCAAAACCUUAUGCUUUGCGAAUACUGACAUACUGUUAGAUAAGGAGCCUCUGAGCUCUCCAAGUGUUAGCAAGACAUCAGGUGAACAACACAAAGGGACUCCUGUUCCCACAACAGUUUUGGUGCAUGCUGUAAACUCUCAUGCUAUGGAUGUUCCUGUAGACCAGACAGCAACGGUCCCCCAGAGACAAAUUAAAUCAGUAGGUCAUGUCUCAGCUAUUACUACUGGAACUGAUUUGUCGAUUGUGCAGCCUUCAUGCUCUUCCCGUGUCGAUAAUAAAUGCACAGAAAUGGCAUCCAGCUCCCCUAGAGCAAAGGAGACCUUCCAUGUAAAGGAAUUAUUGAUCAAAGAAGCACUGACUUCCAGGGAAGAAGCUCCACUAACAUCCCCUGGUGUCAAAGGUGGUACAACAUCUGAGGUAGAGAAGGCAACUUGUCGUCCCAGUCUACUGCACUUAAAAGCAUUGUCAUAUCAGCUAAAGCAAGGAUAUUUUUUACAAAGUUUCAAAAAGAUUAAUGUACAGCUUCCAAGCAAUGGGAAAUCGCUGAGCACAUUACAAAGCAAAGUCGUUGACUUGGUCUCUGAACAAUCUCCAGAACACAGUAUCAUUUCCCAGCAAACUCAGAAUUAUUUGGGUGAUGUGGAAGAAAACCUAGAAAAUUCAGGUGGUGCAACCUCUGAGCAAACUUCAGAACACCAUAUCAUUUCCCAACAAAAAUAUUUGAGUAGAGUGGAUGGAGACCUUAGAAAAUCAGGGCAGACAGCGGAUGAGCCAGCUACCCUCGAUGACCUCCUGGAUGAUGGAGACAUGGUUGUGAAGGAGAUAACACAUGAAGAUGAAGACACUGUACUUUGUGGGCAGACAGAGGAAGAGCCAGCUUCUUCUGGUGGCCUGCUGGAAGAUGGAGACAUGGCUGUGGAGGAGAUGACGCAUGCAGUUGAAGAUACUGUACUUCUUUAUGGACAGACAGCAGAUGAGCCAGCUUCUCCUGGUAACCGCCCAGAAGAUGGACCCAUGCUUGUGAAGGAGAUAACACCUGCAAAUGAAGACACUGUACUCCUUACUGGGCAGACCGCUGAUGAGCCAGCUUCUUCUAGGGACCUCCAGGAAGAUGAACCCAUGCUUGUGGAGGAGAUAACCCACACAGACGAAGACCCUUCUGAUACAACAAAUGUUGCAGUACUGACCGCAAAGUCUUCACAAACAGCAAUCAGCUCUGGAUUUCCUGCAAAUGUUGACAAGUCCAUGUAUCUAAGCAUUGACCAAAAAAGUAAACUGAUGGAGAGUUAUAAGGAGGCUGAAGAACAGAUGUCAAGAACUGGAGAUACAACAAAAGCAGCUCAAGCUUUCUGGGAUUUGUGCCGAGAGAACAAAUGCAGAGAAUUCUUGCUAACCCUGGUAACAUGUUACAUGAAAUCGGUCUUUCACAAGAUUGUUCACGAACAGCCCAAGGACAGAGACUUUGAACAAGCAUUUUCCUUUCUCCAAGCAAGUGAAUGUUUUGCUGAGUUCAUGAAUGGAACAGAAGAUGACCAGGCAAAGAUCAAUUCCAGGACUAGUAGCAGAGAAACCUACAGUGAAAGUGAUUCAGAAAGUGUUGGUUUUUCUACAGAAGUAAAAGACCAAGAGGAAAUCACCAGAGAUAAAGACCCUGAUGGGAUGAAACCUGAAUCACCUGAACCAUCCCAUACGAGCAACAAAGUAGGGCAAUGCACCACAGAGGAAGACCGUAAUAAAGUGGAAACUGAAUGUUCCAAAACAUUUUCAUUGUCAGUAAACAGAAAAGUAAAGGAAAGCUCUGAAGGUAAAGACCAUAAUGGUAUACAAUGUGAAUCCUCUUUAGAGAGCAACAGGACAGAGAAAAUCUCUGGAGGUGAACAACAUGAUGAUGUACAAGGUGAAUCGCGUGAAUCCUCUUCAGAGAGCAGCAGAAAAGAGCAAAGCACUGUAGGUAUAGACAUAGACAGAAUGGAAACAGAAUUGGCUGCAGCAUCUCGAUUUUUCACCUUCAGCAAGCAGCAGAAGUGAUCUAGUUCUGCCUGAGAACCCCUCUUGGAGACAUAGGACUUCAGAAGAAAUUCAGCUAAAGACCAUGAAAACAAGUUUGCAAGUCCUGAAUAUUCAACUGCAAAAUUUACAGUGCCAAUUGCAGCAGCAGACCGAAGAUGGAGAUGCCGAUUUCGCCAGAAACCUACUCCAGUUUCUGAGGAAAGUUCCGCAAGAUAAAAAGGUGGCCACUCAAAUAUCUAUUCUAAAGGUCUUCUUACGGAUUUGGAUCAGUAG
Staurois parvus is the source of this 2562-nucleotide messenger RNA. The record is from the annotation of a GenBank genome assembly. Lineage: Eukaryota; Metazoa; Chordata; Amphibia; Anura; Ranidae.